UGUUUCGCGGAACUGUAGCCUAUUGCGGUUAAAGACCCAGUCAUCAUAGACCACAGCAACUCGAGCCGUCCGAUCUGCCUCCGAUCUGUUUGACCUUUGACAAGAGUCAUCUCCGUCGAGGUGCCCUCGUGAGCAUCCCCAACUCAACCACGCUGCGCAAACAUGCCGACAUGAGACACGCCGUUGCGAGGCCGCUGUGGUCCAUCCCCAGGGCCGUUCCCCGAUCACUCAAUUGCUGGCGCAGGGCGUCAUCCAGGGCGUCGUCGACGUUGCAGCAGCCCCACGAAGCCUCGGUUGCGCAACACCACCACCACCACCGCCCGCACCAACACCCGCAGCAACAACAUCGCGAAGGCGAGAGGCACGCUGGCCGGCCCGAGCACGAUGUCGUUCCUCACCUGGCCAAGCAGCCCCUGCACCCGCUGAGCCUCGCGGAUCUUGUCAAGCAUGGCCGCCCUCCGCUCUCAGCUGAGGCCCUCCUCGCAUCCGCCCGGUUCACGCUGUCGCUGCUGCCCAUCCGCCUGGCGCACCGCAUCCAGGCCCUGCGCAACCUCCCCUACAUCGUCGUGUCGAACCCCAAUAUCAGCAAGAUCUACAACAACUACCAACACUCGCUCUCGACGCUACUGCCCUGGCAGGGGCGCACCAUCAGCAACUUGGAAGACGAGAUCCGGUUCACCGAGGUGCUCGCCGAGCUCGUGCAGACACACACCGACACCAUCCCCAUCCUCGCCCGCGGCUUCCUCGAGUGCCGCAAGUACAUCUCGCCUGCUGAGGUGACCCGCUUCCUGGACGAGCACUUGCGCGCCCGCAUCGGCACGCGCCUCGUCGCCGAGCAGCACAUCGCCCUCCACUUCAGCAGCACCCCGCACUUCGACUCCGCCGCGAGCCCGACGCCCUGGCCGGAGCACCCCAGCUACAUCGGCGUGAUUGACACCGCCCUGCGCCCGGCCCUGACCAUCGACUCGUGCGGCGGCUUCGUGGCCGACAUCUGCGAGCUCAACUACGGCGUGCGCCCGCGCUGGAUCGUCGACGGCGAGCCCGACACCACCUUCGCCUUCGUGCCCAUGCACCUCGAGUACAUCGUCACGGAGCUGCUCAAGAACGCCUUCCGCGCGACCGUCGAGAGCGGCAUGAACCGCGAGCCCGUGGUCAUCACCAUCGCGCCGGAGCCGCCGGCGGUCAAGUCCAUCCGCCCGGACCCGCCCAGGGAAUCCCGCGGCGGCGACUUCGACCGCGCCGACGCGAUCGCGCCGCUCGACGACAACGCGCCCGGCGUGACCAUCCGCAUCCGCGACCGCGGCGGCGGCAUCAGCCCGGACGUGCUGCCGCACAUCUGGAGCUACUCGUUCACCACGUUCAGCGAGUCCGACGACGACGACGUGCCGGGCGCCUGGAGCAGCGCCGACGACGCCCUCAGCGUCAUCUCCGCCGCCAGCAACGGCGCCGGCUCCUCCAUCGCCGGCCUCGGCUACGGCCUGCCCCUCAGUCGCGCCUACGCCGAGUACUUUGGCGGCGGCAUCGCCGUGCAGAGCCUGUACGGCUGGGGCACCGACGUGUAUCUGCGGCUGAAGGGGGUCGGCAAGAUAGAGCAGUAAAUAACAUCGCCGAGGAAGGCGUAGGACGGACCUAAAACACUGGGCUGGUUGGGCACUGCGAGUUAGGCAUCUACUGCGGAAUG
Thermothielavioides terrestris NRRL 8126 is the source of this 1681-nucleotide messenger RNA. RefSeq lists its product as uncharacterized. NCBI's taxonomy places the organism in Eukaryota, Fungi, Ascomycota, Sordariomycetes, Sordariales, Chaetomiaceae. Bases 171 to 1598 code for a protein of 475 amino acids. Gene Ontology annotation, cellular component: mitochondrion. The transcript is spliced from 3 exons. Gene Ontology annotation, molecular function: pyruvate dehydrogenase (acetyl-transferring) kinase activity. The record is from RefSeq and is a predicted model, not a curated record. Gene Ontology annotation, biological process: regulation of glucose metabolic process; protein phosphorylation.